AUGUCCGGUCAUCUUGUUAAAGAAAUCACUGAAAAGAAAUUAUACGAAGAAAUCGAAAGAAUUCUUAAAAUGAGAAACAAAUCAGUCCUGAAUAACUCAAUAAUUAGAAAACUUGAAGCAAUUUUACAGUCAGAUUAUUCAGUAAUAACUUCAAAAAUAAUCGUGGAGACGGAAGUUGAAGACAAUGAAAAUAACAGAGGAUGCAAGGACAUACAUUGUAGAAUGUAUUUCACAGUUCUUCGAGCUUUCAGAAAUUCCUUUCCCGACAUAAAAUACGAAUGGAUUGAAAAAUACGUUAGAUCAAUAAAAGAUGCUACUGAAAUGUUAGAUAUUGAAAUAUCUGGUCAACCAUUUAAUUCUACCAAAAAACGCACAGUUAGGGAUGCAAAAAAACUUCUUCUGAUACCUGUUUGUCAAACAAUUUUGAUUGUUCAAUUAAAGAUGCAAAACAACAUAGAACAUAUUGCAUUCAAACAAUUGGUGAUAGCUGAAAAUAAUGGUGAAGAUUUACGGGAAUGA
Messenger RNA from Diversispora eburnea, 519 nucleotides. The record is from the annotation of a GenBank genome assembly. NCBI's taxonomy places the organism in Eukaryota, Fungi, Glomeromycota, Glomeromycetes, Diversisporales, Diversisporaceae.